Chanos chanos (milkfish) is the source of this 1684-nucleotide messenger RNA. It is a transcript of the gene eif2s1a, whose product is annotated as eukaryotic translation initiation factor 2, subunit 1 alpha a. Gene Ontology annotation, biological process: translational initiation. Gene Ontology annotation, cellular component: eukaryotic translation initiation factor 2 complex; eukaryotic 48S preinitiation complex. The transcript is spliced from 8 exons. Lineage: Eukaryota; Metazoa; Chordata; Actinopteri; Gonorynchiformes; Chanidae. Gene Ontology annotation, molecular function: RNA binding; ribosome binding; translation initiation factor activity. Bases 148 to 1095 code for a protein of 315 amino acids. The record is from RefSeq and is a predicted model, not a curated record.
GAUGAAAUUGAGUCCUUAAAUUCGGUUGGGAAAAUUCAGUUAUUUCUUUGUGAAUUACACAUUUGUUGGUGGAUUUCAAUUACAGAAGAGGAAGCGGAAUAGUUGAGACACUCUCUUCACUUGUUCUGCCGAUCACCACAUUUAAAGAUGCGCGGGCUGAGUUGUAGAUUCUACCAGCAUAAAUUCCCAGAGGUUGAGGAUGUGGUCAUGGUUAACGUGCGGUCGAUCGCUGAGAUGGGAGCGUACGUUAGCCUGCUGGAGUACAACAACAUCGAAGGCAUGAUCCUUCUCAGCGAGCUGUCCCGAAGACGUAUCCGUUCCAUCAACAAACUCAUCAGAAUCGGCCGGAACGAAUGUGUGGUUGUCAUCCGUGUAGACAAGGAGAAAGGUUACAUUGACUUAUCUAAGAGGAGAGUAUCGCCUGAGGAGGCUGUCAAAUGUGAAGACAAGUUUACCAAGUCUAAAACUGUAUACAGCAUCCUGAGACAUGUGGCUGAGGUUCUGGAAUAUACCAAAGAUGAGCAGCUGGAGAGCCUGUUCCAACGCACUGCCUGGGUGUUUGAUGAGAAGUACAAGCGGCCGGGAUACGGAGCCUAUGAUGCUUUCAAACAGGCCGUGUCAGACCCGUCUAUUUUGGAUGGCUUGGACUUGACUGAGGAAGAGAGAGCUGUCUUGAUUGACAACAUCAACAGACGACUCACUCCACAAGCCGUCAAAAUCCGAGCAGAUAUUGAAGUGGCUUGCUAUGGCUAUGAGGGCAUUGAUGCUGUCAAAGAGGCCUUACGAGCUGGACUGAACUGCUCAACAGAGGCUAUGCCAAUCAAGAUCAAUCUGAUUGCUCCACCACGAUACGUUAUGACCACAACCACGCUGGAACGUACAGAGGGUCUGUCUAUGCUCAACCAGGCCAUGGCUGUCAUUAAGGAGAAGAUUGAGGAGAAAAGGGGAGUUUUCAAUGUCCAGAUGGAGCCAAAGGUGGUGACAGACACUGAUGAGACAGAGUUGGCUCGGCAGUUGGAGAGGCUGGAGAGGGAGAACGCUGAGGUGGAUGGUGAUGAUGAUGCUGAGGAGAUGGAGGCCAAGACGGAGGAUUAAGCCUGAAUGGAGGAGAAGAAAAAGAGAGGCAUAGUGACCAUGUGGAUCACUGCCUGACAAUAUUGGACCAUAACUAGUUUUUUUUUUGUUUUGUUUUUUUCUCCUUCUCCAUAUAAUCACACAAAUACCUACAAUGCCUCCUCGCAGCUGGUCUUUGUCACGGAGAAUGUGGAGGCUAUACCACUUACACCAGCAGAUGGCAAUGUCCAGAGAAUCACGUGCCCUGGGUGCUCAACACAAAUAAACAGGACUCAGUUAUCCACAAUGCUCUGAUGUGAUUCACCGAGUCAAGAGGAAGUGGAUGACAUUACUGUUUUGCUGAGACAUUUCUUAUAAAGUUGAAAUGUGGGAGUUGAUUAGUGUUGUUUGUGAAAUUUUUGAGUAUAAAGGCCAUGGGACAUAGAAUGAUACAUUGCAAACAAGUGUGUUUUAGUGGCCUUUCUCUGAUCCUCACUCCGAAUUGUUUGGAAGGUUCAGUUGGAGUUCUUUUCUGACCGUCCUCCUUAUUGUCUCUGAAACAGUGAUCUCUGGUCAGUUGUCUGGCCAAUAUUGGUUGAACUCACACAGAACUAAUAAAAUAUGGAGGUCU